UAAAUAUCUUCAUUAAUCCAAUAUAAAAUCGAUUCUCUUUUUCCCUUUUCUUUCCCGAAUGCGUCGACGUGAUUUUCCCUUUUUUUAAUUUUUCUAUUUUAAUGAUUGCAAGCGAGAAAAGGGGGGUUAUAAUAUUAAAAUAGCGUUGUUGGCAAAAAGCCUUUGAAACGUUCUCAUUCACACAUUUUUGAUUUUAUUUGUUGGAAAGUUUUUUUGCUUUAAAAACGAUUUUCUAUUUGAUUUAAUAAUUUUUACCGUUUCGAGCCACAAAAUCUUUUAAAUUUCUUUUGGUAAAAUCCAAUUUCGUAUCCCACCCCCCUCCUCUUCCUUUCCUUUCGCAUUAGAAAAUGGUUAGAUCUGCUACCUUCCUAGUAACUCUACGCCUUAAAUGUCCCGAUCUGGUUUUUAGAACCUUGCCAAAGCUAAGUGCAUGUACCCUACACUGCCUACAUUAUUCCCAAAAAGCUUUUAAAUGUGUAACAGUUCUAUUAAUCCAAAAUUAUGAUAAACAAACAGAAUACCGGACAAUAGGUUCUAUAAAGCAGAACGGGUACUUAAUCGAAUAGAGUAAGUCUGACCAUUUUGGUACUUUGAGGAAGGAAAAGAUGGAGGGGGUACGGAGUUGUUUUUUUUUGUUUUCAAUUAGAAAUGUUUUAACAAUUUCCUUAAAUAUUUACAUACAUUAAUUUUAUUUUAAAAAACGCUAUCUAUAAAAAAAUGUCUGAAGGUUUAGUUCAAAGAAGGCGAAAAAUUGUGGAAGAUGUUGAACAGGCAAACGAAAUUGAGCAGAACGACAACCAGCCAAAUGAAGAGGAUGAUACAGAAAAUAAUGAUAAAAUUCAGCGAUUAACUUUAAUGGAAGAAAUUUUGUUGUUGGGACUGAAGGACAGAGAGGGCUACACUUCUUUCUGGAAUGAUUGUAUAAGCAGUGGGUUGCGUGGCUGUAUUUUAAUUGAACUUGCCUUGAGGAAUCGAAUUGAACUUGAAAAGGCUGGCGUUCGCAAAAGGGGUUUUUCUUCUCGUAAAGUGCUCUUAAAAAGCGAUAAACCAACGGGUGAUGUUAUUUUGGAUGAAGCAAUUAAACACAUUAAGGAAACGAAUCAAAACGAGUCAGUUGUCUGUUGGGUAGAAUAUUUGAGUGGAGAAACAUGGAAUCCUCUCAAAUUGCGUUAUCAAAUUAGGAAUAUGCGUGAAAGAUUAGCCAAGAAUUUAGUCGAAAAGGGAGUUUUGACAACAGAAAAACAAAACUUUUUGCUCUUUGAUAUGACUACACAUCCGCUCAAUGAUUCAGGAAUUAAAGCGAAAUUGAUUAAAAAAGUACAAGAAUCAGUUUUAACAAGAUGGACGAAUGAUGUUCAACGGAUGGAUAAAAAAAUGCUUUCAUUAAUAAUUUUGGCUCAUGCUAGCGAUGUUUUGGAAAAUGCUUUUUCUCCGUUAAAUGACCAAGAUUAUGAAUUGGCAAUGAAACGUGUUAGGACAUUAUUAGAGACCGAUUAUGAAGCUGAAAGUGCCAAAAAGAUGGGCACACCUAGUGCUAAUGCUACAGAUGUGAUAUAUGCUGUAUUUGAAGCUUUUUCUAAAUGA
Messenger RNA from Meloidogyne enterolobii, 1584 nucleotides. The record is from the annotation of a GenBank genome assembly. NCBI's taxonomy places the organism in Eukaryota, Metazoa, Nematoda, Chromadorea, Rhabditida, Meloidogynidae.